Messenger RNA from Zingiber officinale, 1043 nucleotides. RefSeq names its product probable E3 ubiquitin-protein ligase ZFP1. The transcript has 5 exons. The record is from RefSeq and is a predicted model, not a curated record. Gene Ontology annotation, molecular function: ubiquitin protein ligase activity. NCBI's taxonomy places the organism in Eukaryota, Viridiplantae, Streptophyta, Magnoliopsida, Zingiberales, Zingiberaceae. Bases 29 to 934 code for a protein of 301 amino acids.
UUCCUCUCGCGCUUUGCGUCUCUUCUUUAUGGCGGCCUCCGGCGACGGCGCCUUCUCGUCGUCGUCACCCAUGGAUCGCCUCCUCCGCGGCAUCUCCAUGCCAUACGAGGUCCCUUCUGUCGAACGGCGGCUUCUCAUGAAUCCUCCUUCGCCCUCCAGGAAGAAGAAAGAGGGCUUCGCCGGUGCGGCGCUACGGAUGCUGGGCUGCGCCUCCGAGGCGGCCUCGCAGGCGUACGAUCCGUCUGUUUCGAACGAAAAGACGCCGGGGAGGAGGAGGAAGACGGAGAAGGAAGGGAGGCGGAUUCACGGCGGUGGCAAAAUCUCGUGCGCGCCGGUGACUCCAUCCUCCACCGAAGCGUCUUUGGCUGGAAGAAAGCUGCUGGAUGCCAGCGAGAGUCCAUCUUCGUGUAGAAGGGAAAACCACCAGGAAACACUGUCGAACCCUAACGCACCUCUAUUAGGGCAUGAUCGUGUACGCUCGGAAUAUCUUCACCGAUCGCCGGGAUUUCACCCUACUCCGUAUCGAUCCGAGGAGAUAAUCAUGUUCCAGACGAUCGUCCAGUUAGGAGAAUUAGAUGUGUAUGAGCAAUACCAAGACCAGUGGCUCGAUGUCGAUAACAUGUCCUACGAGGAGCUACUCGAGCUGGGCGAUAAAAUAGGGCAGGUUAACACUGGGCUGGAGGAGGAACAGAUCAUGAGCAGUCUAAGGAAGGUUAAAUAUUCAUUUCUGGAUGCUUUAAAAAGACACAUUCGAUCAGACAAUGAACCGAAUUGUAUCAUUUGUCAGGAAGAAUACGCCAUUAGUGACGCAAUUGGAGAGCUGCAGUGCGGUCAUAGGUAUCAUGUACGAUGCAUCAAACGGUGGCUUCUUCAGAAAAAUGCUUGCCCUGUCUGCAAGACUGCUGUUUCUACGCAAGCUUUCGAGAGUGGAUAGGCAGCGCUCAUUUUGUUGCUCUCUUCUGUCUCGGCAUUUGGCGCAUUGUUGUUUCUAAAACAUUGAAUGUGAUCUUGUUGCUUUUGAUUUUGAUUAUGAUGAUUACUAA